AUGUCUUAUGAAGUUUUAAUGCAGGAAAAUAAAAAUCAUAUAGAAGAAGGAGAUGUCGGAGAUAAAAUUAUUUUAUUAGGUUCAAAUGAACAUUACAGUGAGAUAGAAUGUGAAAUUAUUAAUAAUUGUAGCGAUAAUAGUAGUGAUUGUGGGAGUAUUAAUAGUAUAAAUAAUAAAUUUAGUAUUAAUAAUAAUAGUACCAAUUGUAUCAACAAUAUCAAUAAUAGUAACUAUAGUGAAGAAUUUAGAAACGAGGUUAGUUAUAACAAUCAGAAUUUUUGCAGUCAUUGUGGGAAUUUAAAUAAAAGGAAAAAAUUUACAAAUGGUUGUAGUUUGACCCGAGAUGGUGACAGUAGUGGUUCAAAUGGAUUUGUAACACCAAAAGGAGAGGCAGUAAAAUUAACAAAUUUUAUCUCUACAUCGACACUAUCAUCAAACUCAACAGUAUUGUCAACAUCACCUUCAGUCAUUCAUGGCCACGAAGACGAUUUUUUAAAUUGUUUAAUUUUGUUUAUUGCAGGAUGGUUAUUGUUUUUACCAUGGUUAUUCACAUAUCACUAUCUUGGUUCCCCCUAUAGAAAAUGUAGAGUGAUUGCAAUUAUAUCAAUUUGCCUCCUUGGUCUAUGCUUAAUUCUCUUUACCUUUGUAAUCAGCUUGGUUGUAAUAUUAGUAGCAAACCCAGAAUUAUUUGGAAUGUUUCAAAAAUAUUGGUUAGAAAAAAAUUAUAAUAGUUUCAGAUAA
Dictyostelium purpureum is the source of this 741-nucleotide messenger RNA. RefSeq lists its product as uncharacterized. The transcript has a single exon. The record is from RefSeq and is a predicted model, not a curated record. The coding region runs from base 1 to 741 and encodes 246 amino acids. Lineage: Eukaryota; Evosea; Eumycetozoa; Dictyosteliales; Dictyosteliaceae.